Messenger RNA from Dermacentor silvarum, 658 nucleotides. RefSeq names its product ATP synthase subunit delta, mitochondrial (gene ATPsyndelta). The transcript is spliced from 4 exons. Gene Ontology annotation, biological process: proton motive force-driven ATP synthesis. The record is from RefSeq and is a predicted model, not a curated record. Gene Ontology annotation, molecular function: proton-transporting ATP synthase activity, rotational mechanism. The coding region runs from base 79 to 579 and encodes 166 amino acids. NCBI's taxonomy places the organism in Eukaryota, Metazoa, Arthropoda, Arachnida, Ixodida, Ixodidae.
UAUCAGGGGGCGCUCCGGUCGGGUCACCAUUUCUGCACGAAGGUUAUUAGAGUAAGCAAACUACACUAAACAGCCAAAAUGUCCCUCUUUCGAGCUUCUGUAGGAGCUUGCCGUUAUGUUUUGCCGAGAACUAGGUUACUGGCAUCGCAAUCUGUCCAGUCAAGAACAUACGCCGACGGUCAGAUGCCGCUCACGUUUGCCUCGCCGGUAGAGACCUUCUACGAUAAAGUGGACGUGAAACAAGUGGACGUGCCGUCGUACAGCGGAAGCUUCGGUAUCUUACCGAACCACGUGCCCGCCUUGGCCGUGAUCAAGCCGGGAGUUGUCACAGUGUUCGAGAAGGAAGGAGAGGCCAAGAAAUAUUUCGUGAGCAGCGGAACCAUCUCCAUUAAUGAGGAUUCCUCUGUCCAAGUACUGGCUGAAGCAGCAGUUCCAGUCGACCGUCUUGACCCCCAGUUGUGCAGAGACGGCCUUACCAAGGCCCAGCAAGCUCUCCAAUCUGCGUCCAGUGACACUGCAAGGGCAGAGGCACAAAUCGAAGUAGAGGUUCACGAAGCGCUGGUGAAGGCAUUGGAGUAGAUCAUUGCUGCAUCUGUAUUACAUUAGCACCUACACUGACAACUUUGUAGGUUAACAAUAAACAGCUGUUCCACACUCA